AUGCCGCGUAACUACGCCUCCCUCGCAGACCAAAGCGUGUUCCCCUCCAUUUCAGAUCUCCCUGGAGACUAUACCUGUCCUGAUACUGGCGGCGGCGUUUUCGGAUGUCUACUCGUGGAGAUCGUCAGUAUCGAACGGAUCACGCGACUUGUGCUGAGAACGUUCGAUAGGGCCGACUCGCCUGUCACUGUGGCCUUUUACACGGGUGAUCGAGGCAGAUCCAUCGAGAAUGAUCCAAGAUUGAAGCCCGGAAAUACUAUGGCUAUCUUGUUUCCUAGACGCCAUCUCUUUCUCGAUGGUACUGUGGGUGUUCGGCAGGAGCACUAUGGGUAUUUCAAGUUCUUCCCUGGCAAUAUGAAAGUGCUCUUCCAGCUGAGCAACGAGAUGAGAUGUUGGCCGGCGAGGUUUGCCACACACAAGAAGUGUCAUGGCUGUGGGAAGAAGGAUAAGCCUCUUUUGAGAUGUGCGAAGUGUGGUGUGGUUAUGUAUUGUGAUAAGGAUUGCCAGAAAGCCGGAUGGGAAGAGAAAGAACAUAAGAAGAUGUGCAAAAUCAUUGCAGAUAGAGACUUUCGUACUCUGGUGACAAUCACGGGCCGUACAGAUCCUGUUGCCGAGAUUUCUUUCCAAAUGCUAAGGGACGCAUAUGAGAGAGGGCUUCGAGCUUUGUGAUACUACUACACAUCUAUGUGGCCAUGAGAUGAGGUAUCCCUCGAUAUUGUUUAUGGUAGUCGCCCAUGUGGAUGAUGUAUGUCAGAUAGGUAGAAUAACGGCACGCAGCUAUGAU
Messenger RNA from Aspergillus piperis CBS 112811, 784 nucleotides. Its product is annotated as zinc finger MYND domain-containing protein. The record is from RefSeq and is a predicted model, not a curated record. NCBI's taxonomy places the organism in Eukaryota, Fungi, Ascomycota, Eurotiomycetes, Eurotiales, Aspergillaceae. The transcript is spliced from 3 exons. The coding region runs from base 1 to 669 and encodes 222 amino acids.